Molecule: messenger RNA, 1870 nt
Organism: Portunus trituberculatus (swimming crab)
Lineage: Eukaryota; Metazoa; Arthropoda; Malacostraca; Decapoda; Portunidae
Exons: 10
Coding region: 156-1151 (331 amino acids)
Molecular function (GO): protein binding
Source: RefSeq, a predicted model, not a curated record
CCCAUCGCCCACCAGUCCCUCUCUCUUGCUGAUCAGCGCUCCACCUCAGAAACCGGCCACCCUCGAGCUAGUCUUGGUCGUGCAGCCUCUCCAUUCUCUGUGCUGGAAGAGGUGAAGACGGCCACUCCCUGACGCUUCUCUUCACAAACACUAAGAUGAAGACUUCACUUGGCUGCUUACACGCGGCCCUCGCUCUUGUCCUCGUCCUCGCCCUGCUUCAGCCAGCAGAGGGAGACUGUGGACGAAGUGACCAAAUCAAGUGUAGGACUGGGAAUCAAUGUAUCUAUACAAGCUACAUUUGCAACAAACAAUCAGAAUGUCCAGACGGUUCAGAUGAGGACCCUAAAAUGUGUAAGUUUUGGCCGACGAAGAGUCAAGAAUGCCGCUAUGAAAGUAGCAGUUAUAUCUACCAUAACGGAAACUGUCGAACAGUGGAUUAUAUGUGCCAGAACAGCGAUCGAGCCACGAACAUUUAUCACCAAGUUUGCAAGGUUAUUCUUCGGCCAAAACUGGAGUUCGAGGACGAAGGAAUGAGCACGAUACCAUUAUCUGCAGGUGGUGAGCUGCUCGCUUUGCUGAACUCAGCUGUUAACCACACUCUGAACCAAAAGUUACCAGACUGUCCCAUGCUGUACUCCCGCGUUGGAAAUGAAUGCCUUUCCUUUUUCUCACCAGCCAGGGUGUCGUGGGCCGAAGCUCGACAGUUUUGUCUUAGCAUCUACGGUGACUUGUGGCAAGCAAAGGAUCUGGCAGCGUAUGGGCGCCUAAUGGAGUACAUGCGGGAAGAAAAAUUGACCGCUAAUUACUGGAUUGGUGGACGGUACGACAUCGAUACCAACGCAUGGUCGUGGACGACGGAUGACUCCACUAUGCCCCUGGGCGUUCCAUUCUGGGCAAUUAGGUACGUGGACUCCUGCGUGCAAAGGGGACCUCCACACACCGACCCUUAUUCCGCACCGCCCGCAGCUCUACCCGGGGCCCGCUGUUAUCGAGCCGUCUUAUCUCCACAACAAAGAUCUCCGGGCUGGUGUUCUGCAAUGACCUACGAGCACUUCUACUACUGGACUGACGAGAUGUGUGAUGAAGCCUACAGCCCACUGUGCACCUUCACUGGCCCCGUCGCCGCCCCCAUUGUGGCUGACGCUCAUUAGGAAGGGACUAAUUUUUUUGCAGGUUAUGAAACCUUCCUAUGACAUGUUAAGUUAGCACGUACAGAAGGCUAUACGAAGUCUUAGCACAAUGUCUUGUAAAUUUUGUUCAGCAUCUUGAAAUAUGAUUGUCAUUGUUAUACUUUGUACACUUUGGGCUCAACAAAAUACCAUUCAAUCAACUAAUAUAGUAACGCUUUAACUAUGGCAUAUUGCAUUUAGAAAGGAUUACUGAUGUGAUGGUCAUCACAAAUUCGCCGGUGUAUCAAGGUGUAAAGCCCGGUGAGGCUAUUACGCAGCGUUGGUUGCUUAGUAGUACGUAUAAUAUAUAAAUGUAUGAGACCUGAGGCUGGUCGCUCGCCAGAGAGGCACAAGAUGGGUCACAUGGUAUGCCAGUAGGGACAUACCGUCACACCAAUGAUUGUAAGCGAGAAGAGAAAGUGUCCCAAGACUUGUCACGAUAUUUAGUGGCAGAACGUGAAGAAUCGGUCGCUCAACUACCCACACUUAACUUUUCUGUCUUGGCACGGUACUUCCAAAUUUGGGGUUAUACUUGUAGAAGGCAGGAGUAUUUGGUAGUUGGGGCCGAAGUGCACGUGGACAAUUCACAGUUAGGUUUCUCUUGUGUUCUCCAAAGUCUUCCUGAUAUACAUUGUGAAUCUUUUAUGGCGAGACUAAUGAAAAACUUUAAAAAAUAAAUUUGGUUUGUUUUGUGAGUCCAA